GAAUGCGAGGGUAGGCGAGUGCUGGCGAUUAAAAUCAAGUCGCAUGAGUCGGCCUCAGAUGCAGUCCUGGUCAGAAGGAGCAGGCUUGAGCAUUGGGUUGCCAACUUUGUUGCAGACAAGCUGGCGGAUCAAGCCGCCAAGGAGGCUCAAUUGCCCCGCUGGGCGACCGAUGAAGUAGAACGCAUUGACAAGCUCAGCAGAGAGGUCCAGGAGCAUAUCCUAACUAUUUCGCAUUUCAUUGCUGUGAAUUCUUCUCAGAUCUACGGAGCCAGUACUGCCGAAGAUCGCAAGCGAGAGAGUAAGAGGCGUAGGAAGGCCAAGCAGUCGGAGAUUGCGGCCCUCACAGCGUCCACUUCUCAUUGCCUCGUCGAGAGUCCUGGCAAGCCGUUGAAGUGCUCCAAAUGCCUCACGUCCCCGACGGGGACUGCGGAGAGUUGGCUCCGCAUGGCGUGCCCUGGACUUCCUGCGAAGAUUCAUUUCUCCCACCGCCAUCUCCAGAGGUUUCGUGGAGUCUUCUGGUGCAGGGAUUGUGGGAGCUAUUCCGCCACAACUUUCAACAAGCUUUCCAAAGAGUGCUCGGGGAUUGUCUCGAAGCACGGAGGGAAGAUUUUGCGUGCUCUCGAGGCGGGAAAGCUCCCGAGGGACAUCACG
Prorocentrum cordatum is the source of this 651-nucleotide messenger RNA. Lineage: Eukaryota; Dinophyceae; Prorocentrales; Prorocentraceae. The record is from the annotation of a GenBank genome assembly.